GUCAGGCCUCAGGGGACAGAGCGCGGCCCUGCACCUGCAAACAGACCGUGCCCGCGUUUCGUGUUGGAUGGAGCGUUGCUCAGAAUUAAGCCACCGUGCAACGUCUUAAUAAAACAACAGGGGAAAGCCGGAAAAGAUGAUGAAACUACCCGAGAAUCAGUAACACUCUGUGCUUCAUAAUUCGAAGGUUUGAAUAGCUCACAAUUAGCAUCAUCAUUUGCAAAUGCAAUGGAAGGGGACAAGACUGAAGAUGGCCAGGGUAUUCUACAACUUAAUGUGCAGGGAUGUUUGUACACAGCCAGGCUUGAGUCUUUAUGCCGUUUUAAGGAUUCAAUGCUAGCUUCUAUGUUUAGUGGACGCUUUCCUCUAAAAGUGGAUGAGUCAGGAGCAUGUGUAAUUGACCGAGAUGGAAGACUGUUUAAAUAUCUUUUGGAUUAUCUGCAUGGAGAAGUUCGGAUUCCUGAAGAUGAACAAACUCGAACUGCACUGCAGGAGGAAGCAGAUUAUUUUGGCAUCCCUUACCCAUACAGUCUGUCUGACCAUUUGGCCAAUGAAAUGGAGACAUAUUCUUUAAAGUCAAAUAUAGAGCUUAAAAAGGCUUUGUUAGAUUUCUGUGACUCUUAUGAUUUGGUUUGUACCAAGCCCACAGUUUGGGUCCUGCACUAUCUCAACACUUCUGGAGCAAGCUGUGAAAGUAAAAUUAUUGGUGUGUAUGCCACAAAAGCUGAUGGGACUGAUGCAGUUAAUACGGAGCUGGGAACAAAAAUUAAUCAUAAAAGCAUUUACAAAAGAGAAGCUGGAAAUAACAUCCAAUACAUCUGGAGCUAUUAUUCAGUACCUGACUUAAGAAAGAUGAUGGAUGCUUUCAGUGCCUGGGAUGGGAGAGGUAUCAGCUACUGGAGAGUACCUCAGGAGCUGAUAGAAUGUUGGACUCUUGAAGAAUGCCCUUUGGAAGCCAGUUUGCAUCAUAUGCCUCCAGUUCGUAAAAGACGAUUAAUCAACUUUACUGAAGAGGAAGGCUAUUUACCGUGUAAAGUGGGGCCCAAGCCAAUUAGAUUCUCAGGUCCCUCAACAAGUACCCAUAUCAAAGUCAAGAAUUCAGCCUCUAAGGCAGCUGCUUGCCAUGUUUCAUGUUCUUCAGUGACUCUGAAAAGACCCAACACUGAAAAUGUGACACUGCACAGAGUAGCUUCUGAAACUGUAUCCACAACGUGCCCAGCAGUGCCCAGCAAUUCCCAGGCACCCUGCAGAAGGCAGAGUGCUGACAAUGGGACACCACAUCAAGCAACAUUCAAGAUCACAAUGUCUAAGAAGCCCCUAAGCAACUGUGUAGUAAAGCUGAAGCGACCUCCCCUGUUUCUUGGGACACCAUCUCAGACAUCUUCUUCUAUAUCCAGUGAAACAAGCAAACAGGACGGUGCUGCUGUUGAAACUCCUACUACUUCUAUGGUACCAGACAUGAACGAGCCAGCUGUAUUAGAGAGUGUUAAGCCUAAGAAUGAUAAAGUGGAUGGAUAAUGUUUGACUCAGCCUGAUAGACUGGAUAGCUUUGCAUUAUCUGGUCAAAGAGGAUCAUCAUCAACGUGUGGUUAUUUAUUCAAAGAUUUGCUAGAAAACUGUGAUGAAAAAGUUUGUGAGAAGCAUAGGAAGAAACUCUUUUAAGUGAGCACUGAAGUGUAUUUUCUGCUUUACUUCGAAAUAUAUUCUAGAUGUUGGAAACGGAGGAAUUAAAAUGGAUUAAAAACCCUCUCAAACACAG
Molecule: messenger RNA, 1759 nt
Organism: Pezoporus occidentalis (night parrot)
Lineage: Eukaryota; Metazoa; Chordata; Aves; Psittaciformes; Psittacidae
Gene: KCTD18
Product: potassium channel tetramerization domain containing 18
Biological process (GO): protein homooligomerization
Source: RefSeq, a predicted model, not a curated record